This is a messenger RNA of Anopheles gambiae (African malaria mosquito), 625 nucleotides long. RefSeq names its product small ribosomal subunit protein bS21m (gene mRpS21). The transcript has 4 exons. Gene Ontology annotation, biological process: translation. The record is from RefSeq and is a predicted model, not a curated record. Gene Ontology annotation, molecular function: structural constituent of ribosome. Gene Ontology annotation, cellular component: ribosome. Bases 320 to 583 code for a protein of 87 amino acids. NCBI's taxonomy places the organism in Eukaryota, Metazoa, Arthropoda, Insecta, Diptera, Culicidae.
GCGUCCCUUUUCGUACGGGUAAGCCCGAAUUGAGGGUUGUCCCGGUGAAGGUCCCUAUUGGAAACAUAAAUUACCUGAGCUUUUCUUAGCUCUUGCUGUCUCGGUCUCUUUCCCGGAAUGGAACAUCUAUAUCGUGUCCUUUUCGUUUGGCUGUUUCUGCUAUUUCCCACUUCGUUUGGGAUGAUGUAAACAAACAGCUGUCACUGGGCCAUUGCGAAAGGAAAACAGAGAAACGUGCACCGAACCGAUCGUACCUCUCGCUGGGAGCGGGCAAAAAGUUAGGAAAAUCUGUCUCCGGUCGUUCCAAGGGGAGGUGAAAAUGCGACACGCAAAGUUUAUCGCACGCACGGUGCUGGUGCAAAACAACAACGUCGAGGAGGCAUGCCGAGUGUUGAACCGCAUUUUGGGCAAGGAGGAGAUUUUCGAUCAAUACCGACGCACUCGUUACUACGAAAAGCCAUUCCAGACUCGACGACGCAUCAACUUUGAACGCUGCAAAUCUAUUUACAACGAGGACAUGAAUCGCAAAAUCCAAUUUGUGCUCCGCAAGAACCGGGUCGAGCCGUUCCCGGGAUGCAAUUAGUUUGAUCGGUUACAAAAUAUAUUUGCUGUAGUCUGGUGAAGA